AUGCUGCUGGACCUGUCCGAGGAGCACAAGGAGCACCUGGCUUUUCUGCCGCGAGUGAACAGCUCGGUGGUCGCCGAGUUUGGGCGGAUUGCGGUGGAGUUCCUGAGGCGAGGCGCGAACCCCAAGAUCUACGAGGGCGCCGCCAGAAAACUCAAUGUGAGUAGUGACACUGUCCAGCAUGGUGUGGAAGGAUUAAUAUACCUGCUCACUGAAAGCUCAAAGCUCAUGAUUUCUGAACUGGAUUUCCAAGACUCUGUUUUUGUUUUGGGAUUCUCAGAAGAAUUGAACAAAUUGUUGCUUCAGCUUUAUCUGGAUAACAGAAAGGAGAUCAGAACUAUUCUGAGUGAACUGGCACCAGACCUCCCCAGUUACCACAGCCUUGAAUGGCGACUAGAUGUACAGCUUGCAAGCAGAAGCCUCAGGCAACAGAUAAAACCAUUGGUGACUAUAAAGCUACAUCUUAAUCAGAAUGGAGAUCGCAACACCAAAGUUCUGCAGACAGAUCCAGCUACGCUGUUGCACUUGGUUCAGCAACUGGAACAAGCAUUGGAGGAGAUGAAAACGAAUCAUUGUAGGAGAGUUGUGCGCAGUAUCAAGUAG
Messenger RNA from Pipistrellus nathusii (Nathusius's pipistrelle), 600 nucleotides. The record is from the annotation of a GenBank genome assembly. Lineage: Eukaryota; Metazoa; Chordata; Mammalia; Chiroptera; Vespertilionidae.